Messenger RNA from Periophthalmus magnuspinnatus, 3587 nucleotides. RefSeq names its product galactose-3-O-sulfotransferase 2 (gene gal3st2). The record is from RefSeq and is a predicted model, not a curated record. NCBI's taxonomy places the organism in Eukaryota, Metazoa, Chordata, Actinopteri, Gobiiformes, Gobiidae. Gene Ontology annotation, cellular component: membrane. Gene Ontology annotation, molecular function: galactosylceramide sulfotransferase activity. The transcript is spliced from 4 exons. The coding region runs from base 66 to 1649 and encodes 527 amino acids. Gene Ontology annotation, biological process: glycolipid biosynthetic process.
GGGGUUUAAAGAGACCGAUCUGUGGGCUGGAACGCUGACCGUGGAGCGACUUUUCUUUGGGGGAGAUGCAGUCUCCUUCGAAGAGAUGGAGCCACUCUGUAAUCUCUUGUAUGCGAAGAGCUCUGUGCAGCCGACGACACUCUGUCUGGAUCCUCCUGGUCUUGGUUUUAGUCUGCAUCGCCUUCCAGACUUUUGUAGCUCGACAGGCCAGACAUGACAAAGUGUCCAGAGUGGCUCUCCAUCAGUUCACUGUGAACAAACCACAGUCUUUUUCUCUGGACUACAUCUUGGGAAACUUCUGGUCCAACUCUGAACUGAACCCUGAGCCACUGAAAACUGAAGAAGUCAACUCACAACUGCAAAACUCUGCCAUAACAAUCAGCCAUUUCUCAACCAAAAGGAACAGCAAAAAUACUGUCACAAAAUCUAGAUAUACAUCAACAAGCAAACAUUUACCAUUUUCAUCUAUUGACAGAAAAUGCAGAGCAGAGACUCACAUAGUUUUCCUGAAGACCCAUAAAACAGCAAGCAGCACCAUUUUGAAUAUUUUGUAUCGUUUUGGAGAAAGCAAAAACUUGACUUUCGCACUGCCGUUGAACAAAAACAGCCAGUUGUUUUAUCCUUUCUUCUUUGCACCUCAUUUUGUGGAAGGAGUGAGCAGCCACCACUUCAGCGAGUUUCACAUCAUGUGCAACCACAUGAGGUUCAGGAACUCUGAGGUUGCCAAGGUGAUGCCCCGCGACACCUUCUACUUCUCCAUCCUGAGAAAUCCCGUCUCGAUGAUGGAGUCCAUAUUUAUUUACUACAAAAGCAUUCCAGCUUUCCACGGCAAACGGUCACUGGACGAUUUCCUCAACUCCAGCAGAACUCAUUACAACGGAUCUAUUGUCAAUAACCACUAUGCACACAACAUCCUCGCGUUUGAUUUCGGUCUCAACAAUAAUGUAACUUUUGAGUCCCCAGAUCUUAAUAAGCAAGUUUUAAAUGCUAUUUCUGCCAUUGAACGCGACUUCCAUCUCAUUCUUAUUUCUGAGUAUUUUGAAGAGUCCAUGGUUUUGCUCAGGCACUCCCUCUGCUGGUCUUUAGAGGAUGUUGUUUCUUUUAAAUUGAACAGCCGAAGUGACCACACACGGCAUAAACUUUCCCCGGAAACUGCAGACAAAAUAAAAAAGUGGAAUGCUCUGGAUUGGAAAAUUUACCUGCACUUUAACGCUACUUUUUGGCACAAAUUGGACACUAUAAUCGGACAACAACAGCUAGAAAAAGAAGUCACUGAACUGAGAGCUCUACAGACUAAACUAGCAGGUAUUUGUCUUAAAGAUGGCGGUGCUGUGGAUCCUUCGAAAAUAAAAGACGCUGGUUUAAAGCCUUUCCAGUAUGGAGCGGCAGUCAUACAAGGAUACAACUUGAAUCCAGACAUGAACAAUCAAACCAGAGCCAAGUGUGAGCAGUUGAUCAGGCCUGAAUUGCAGUACACAGAUAAACUUUACAUUCAGCAGUUUCCAGAAAAGGCCCAGUGGCAUAAACAGGGUCUCAACACAGGACAUGUGUGGCCCAGAGACCACAGACACUUUGUGAAACGCAGAUUCACUCAUUUAAAAAUGCCUCAAAGUGCCCUUAGUCCACACAACAAAACCACUGAGCCCUGAGCUGUAAGAGGACUUUAAAUAUUCAGUGAUCAGACAUAACAUUAUGACCACCAAUCAUUGCUACUUAAUGCUUUUCUUAAAUUGUGGUGCCAAAAUAGUAGGCCAGAAAAUAUUUAUUUCAGUUGGUUUGCUUUGGAUUGGAUUGGUGUGAUCCAUAAGUGUUUCCAUUGUUCUAAGCAAACCGUACCGGCCUUUGUACCUUUCAAAGCAGUCUGGGCUCCGUGGUCUGCUUAAGCUAAGGAGGAGCUAAGAAGCUACAUACAUAGUACAGAAAGAUGACUGGAAGAGAUAAGGCAGACUCAGGCAAAAAUAAGAUGGCAAAAAACAGAUAUAAGCAGAAAAUAAUAAUUUCUGAAUCUAGCUAAAAAAGAGAUGUUAAAAAUUGAACAGAGACCUAAAAUAAAUGCAAAAAAGCUGAUGAUAAACCAGAAGUAGUCUUGUGUUCACUCUAGCUUUAGUCUCACAGCACCACAAACUUGGAAUUACUAAAUAUCUUUUUAUGAAAUGCUUAGAUUGGCCUUAUGAUUAAAAAGUAUAUUUCAGACAGAAUUUAGAUUUAUUUUUAAGAAAACGUUAUGAGUUGUGAUCCAGAGCCAUGUCGUGUAGACACAAUUCAGUUGGAGGUGACCCCACCAAACUGGCCCAAGGCCCAUCGAAACAUGGCUACUGGAUCAAAAAUCUUAUUUUUGGUAAUGCUGUUGUCUUCACAAUUGUGAGAUAGGAUCAGUGCCUUAGACAUACACUGCCUUAUUGUAUGACUGCCUUGCUUUGUUUUUUUUCCUACAAAUCCGAAAGAAAGACCACUACUUUUUACUGAAUCUCCUCACCCAAUGUUGACAUCUACUUGCACAUACACUGAUGUUUGAGCAUUUCAGUUGAAACAAAAGGUAUUUUGAAAACAGUUUCUGAAUUUUGAGGUGGUCAGAAUGUAUUGACUGAACAAUGCAAAACUGCAGUUCCAAGUGUCUGUUUAAAGACAUGUUUUUGGAAACAUAUUUGGUACUACUUUAUAAUAACUACACCUUAAUUAGACUUAAUAAAGCAUCGACAAAGACUUAAUUCAUUUGAAAAUAUAUUUAAUUAAGAAUUACUUAGGCUUAGUAAGUACUUAAAAAUGAUUUAUAGUUAGUGUAUUAAUUUAAUAGUUAUUAAGCCUGAAAAAUUCUUGCAUUCUAUGCAAAAUUGAUUUUUUUGAGUUAUAACGACAUUAUAUGUCAUAAUGUAAUUCCCUCGUCAAAAACAUGCCUGAAAAGGUUUUAGAUGUCAUCCAUGUAUGCUUCCCCGUGAUACAAAAUUGUACAUAGCAAACUGACAAACCUGAUGCAAUGUGCAGUAGCCUCGUUAUCAGGAUACACGCUGAUUGUGUUGUGAAAACGCUUUGAGAGAGAGUGACUUGAUAACUUUGCAAAGGGAGGGAGACUCAGAACGUCAAAAACAAGAGUGAAACUUCUAAAACAUGUUAAUACAUUAAUACCUAGUAUAGCAUUUUCAAAACAGUGAUAGGUAGCAUGGUGAUCUAAAUACCAGUUAAUACCCCAUAGUAAGUAAAAUACUCCCUCUUUAAUAAACUAUUUGUUCAUUAUGAAUUCAAUAUUUGUUCAUGCUUUAUUAAGGCUAAUUCAAGUGUAGUUAUUAAGUGUUAACAUAUUUUGUAUUUCUUGUGGCACUUGAAGGAAAACUAUUUUAUGUUUCAUGGCAGCUCAGAACUAAACUAUAUAUUCACCAAAGGAAAGACCAAAUGAACUGAAACUCAUUGCUUCAAAUCCAAAGAUCACUGCUCCACUUGUUACCUCUCAUGGGUUUUUGUCCAAUCUUACCACUUAUGUUUUGGAUUUUCUGUAAAUUCUUGUAUCAUGUUUUAUGUCUCAAGUCUUAACCAUAGAGUUCUGUACACAUUUUCACUGUGUUUUAGUUUGAUUCAAGCUACUGUUAAUAAAU